UUUGUGAACAGCCAGGAAUGGACCCUGAGUCGCUCGGUGCCUGAGCUGAAGGUGGGCAUCGUGGGGAACCUGUCCAGCGGCAAGUCGGCCCUUGUGCACCGCUACCUGACCGGCACCUACGUGCAGGAGGAGUCUCCCGAGGGUGGCCGAUUUAAGAAGGAGAUCGUGGUGGAUGGUCAGAGUUACUUGCUGCUGAUUCGAGAUGAAGGGGGUCCCCCCGAACUCCAGUUUGCUGCCUGGGGCGAUGCUGUGGUGUUUGUCUUCAGCCUGGAGGACGAGAUCAGCUUCCAGACAGUCUACAACUACUCCCUGCGGCUCUGCAGCUACCGGAACACAGCGGAGGUGCCGAUGGUGCUGGUGGGCACGCAGGAUGCCAUCAGCGCCACGAACCCCCGGGUCAUUGAUGAUUCUCGGGCACGGAAGCUUUCCAAUGAUUUGAAGCGCUGCACGUACUACGAGACCUGUGCCACCUACGGACUGAACGUGGAGAGAGUCUUCCAGGACGUGGCUCAGAAGGUGGUGGCUCUGCGGAAGAAACAGCAGCUUUCCAUCGGUCCCUGCAAGUCCCUGCCCAAUUCACCCAGCCAUUCGUCCGUCUCGGCGGCCUCCAUUCCUUCCGUUCACAUCAACCAGGCCACCAACGGUGGGGGAGCCUUCAGUGACUACUCCUCCUCUGUGCCCUCCACACCGAGCAUCAGCCAGCGGGAGCUGCGGAUCGAGACCAUUGCUGCCUCCAACACACCCACCCCCAUCCGCAAGCAGUCAAAGCGGCGCUCCAACAUAUUCACGUCUCGAAAGGGCGCGGACCCGGAGCGGGAGAAGAAGGUGCCGGAGUGUAAAGCGGACAGUAUCGGCAGCGGGCGGGCCAUUCCCAUGAAGCAGGGCAUUCUCCUGAAGCGCAGUGGCAAGUCUCUCAACAAAGAGUGGAAGAAGAAGUAUGUGACGCUGUGUGACAACGGAGUCCUCACGUACCAUCCCAGCCUGCAUGAUUACAUGCAGAACGUCCACGGGAAGGAAAUCGAUCUGCUGAGAACUACAGUGAAGGUACCGGGCAAGCGGCUACCCAGGGCGACAACGGCAGCAGCCCCCAGCGCCAGCCCCAAAGCCAACGGGCUUGCGAAGGAGCGGAGCAGCACGCAGCUGACGGGAGGCACAGGUGCUCCCCACUCGACCAGCAGCACCUCCCUGCACUCGGAGCGCUCCAUCAGCGGCAUCAACCUGGUGGGCUUCAGCUCAAAGCCAGACGGCAUGCACCAGCGCUCCUACUCCGUCUCCAGCGCGGACCAGUGGAACGAGGCUGUGGCUAUUCCCGGCAGCUGCCCCAACCCCUCUAACGGUACUGCCGAUUCUCUCAGCUCCAGCCCAAACAUUUCCAGUGCUGCCAGCCCAAAGCUUGAGCCGCCUCCAUCGCCGCACGCAAACAGGAAGAAGCAUCGCCGGAAAAAGAGCACGGGGACCACUCGGCCUGAUGGCCCCAGCACGGCAGCAGAAGAACCCGAUGAGCCAUUUGAGUUCAUUAUCGUGUCCCUGACGGGCCAGACGUGGCUCUUCGAGGCUUCAACAUCAGAGGAGCGAGAGCUUUGGGUCCAGGCCAUCGAGAGCCAGAUCCUGGCCAGCCUGCAGGGCUGCGAGAGCAGCAAAAAUAAGGCUCGGCUGGGCAGCCAGAGCGAUGCGCAGGCCAGGCAGGCCGUCCGCACCGCACGUGGGAACACCUUCUGCGUGGACUGCGAUGCACCAAAUCCAGACUGGGCAAGUCUCAACCUGGGCUCCCUCAUGUGCAUUGAGUGCUCCGGGAUCCAUCGCAACCUGGGCACCCACCUGUCCCGUGUGCGCUCCUUGGACCUGGACGACUGGCCUAGCGAGCUUCUCAUGGUCAUGACAGCCAUCGGCAACGCCCUGGCCAACGCUGUGUGGGAAGGAGCGGUGGAAGGCUACCCCAAGCCCACCCCUGAGAGCAGUCGGGAGGAGAAGGAGCGCUGGAUCCGGGCCAAGUAUGAGCAGAAGCUCUUCCUGGCUCCACUGCCCGCGUCGGACAUCCCGCUGGGGCAGCAGCUGCUGGGGGCUGGGGUGGAGGAUGACCUGCGCCUCGUGGUGACGCUCCUGGCCCAUGGCACCAAGGAGGAAGUGAAUGAGACUUAUGGGGACGGAGAUGGGCGCACAGCACUGCAUCUCUCCUGCGCCAUGGCCAACGUGGUCUUCACGCAGCUGCUCAUCUGGUACGGGGUGGACGUGAAGAGCCGGGACGCUCGGGGCCUGACCCCGCUGGCCUACGCCCGGCGAGCCGGCAGCCAGGAGUGCAUCGACCUCCUGCUGCAGCACGGAUGCCCCAGCGACAGUGCCGUCACCACGCUGACCCCCAGCCUGCCCCGCCGCAACACCAACGCCAACAACAACGCCUGCACCGUGCGAGUCUAG
Charadrius vociferus (killdeer) is the source of this 2415-nucleotide messenger RNA. It is a transcript of the gene AGAP3, whose product is annotated as ArfGAP with GTPase domain, ankyrin repeat and PH domain 3. Gene Ontology annotation, biological process: proteasome-mediated ubiquitin-dependent protein catabolic process. Gene Ontology annotation, molecular function: protein binding; GTPase activator activity; GTP binding. The transcript has 18 exons. Gene Ontology annotation, cellular component: nucleus. NCBI's taxonomy places the organism in Eukaryota, Metazoa, Chordata, Aves, Charadriiformes, Charadriidae. Bases 349 to 2415 code for a protein of 688 amino acids. The record is from RefSeq and is a predicted model, not a curated record.